UUUUUUUUUCUCCUGCAACGAAUAGAAAGAGAUUUCUUCUGCAUUAUUGUUAUUAUCGGAGCCCGUUGCAAUAUGAGCCAGCACAAGCCUCUGUUGACAGACGCCUGGGCUCUGAGGUGUGCGUGUCAGCGUGCAACAUAAAACGACAAAACAGAGGGAGAGAAAGGAAAGGGAGAGUGAGAGUGAGAGCACGCAUCGCUGGAUAUUAUAGGUUUUGCUAGCUCUCAUGGUGUAACACACAGCCCAGUCAGUAAGCAACAGGAACCAGUUCAGCCCCUGCAAUGGCUUGUGUUGUAAAAUGGAUGUUUUAAAGAAGAAAUAAUGAAAACACGGACGCACAAAGAAUCGAUGCCCAUGCGCAGUGGGCGACGACGGGGGGCGAGUGAGGAGAGAAGGGGCAGACGCCCGCACACCAGCCCCACUCGCCCUGAACGCAACGAUAGACAGACGCAAAGAGGUGCUGGUGAGGAAUUGGCUGGAAAUCGCUUCAGUCGCAGAUCACAAGGGCAUGAUUCAUCAGAGAGUGAGGGGGAGGAACUUGUGUCUCCUCCAAAGAGGCAGAAAGUUCAGGAUUCGGUCUCUACCCCAAACCCUCCAACAUCAACACACUCGACUGACAGCUCGGCUCCCUCUACUGUCCCACCUCCAACCUCAGUUGCCAGCCAAUCCCGUGAGAGUGACAACGAAGACGGCCAAUCCCAGGGCAGUAGGAGUUCAGUUGUAGGGAGCUUGGCCAAUAGCAGCAGUAGUCUGAGCAGUGGGCGGGAUAUAGACCAGGACAAUCGUUCCUCAUCCCCAAGUCUCUCCGCUUCCCCUUUGGGUAGCCUGGACUCUGAUUCCGAUGGCCCCGAUUCACCAAAGCAAGGAGAGAGGGAACGGGAGAAAGGCAAGGAGGGAGGAGUGGGGAAGGUGUCAGCAGACGAUAGGAGAGCGCUACGAGAGGGGAGAGGGGAGGAGUCCUGUGGAGAUGGAGAAAAGCGGGAAUUGGAUGCACGAAUUGAAGACUGUCCGUCUCUUAAGCCCCCCUCCACUCCAUGCUCUUCCUCGGGUCUGACUCCCUCUCUCCGUGGAGCAGGGGAUUCAUCAAACGACAGCAAUAGUGGGAGGAAAUCCUAUUUCUCGUAA
Messenger RNA from Cottoperca gobio, 1125 nucleotides. It is a transcript of the gene atn1, whose product is annotated as atrophin 1. Gene Ontology annotation, cellular component: nucleus. The transcript has 5 exons. The record is from RefSeq and is a predicted model, not a curated record. The coding region runs from base 322 to 1125 and encodes 267 amino acids. Gene Ontology annotation, molecular function: transcription corepressor activity. Lineage: Eukaryota; Metazoa; Chordata; Actinopteri; Perciformes; Bovichtidae.